This is a messenger RNA of Epinephelus lanceolatus (giant grouper), 1008 nucleotides long. RefSeq names its product transcriptional and immune response regulator a (gene tcima). Gene Ontology annotation, molecular function: Notch binding. Gene Ontology annotation, biological process: endothelial cell activation involved in immune response; negative regulation of Notch signaling pathway. The record is from RefSeq and is a predicted model, not a curated record. NCBI's taxonomy places the organism in Eukaryota, Metazoa, Chordata, Actinopteri, Perciformes, Serranidae. Gene Ontology annotation, cellular component: nucleus; cytosol.
CUCAGCUCUCCGGACACACUCACUCAACCCUCUCAAGUCACAAGCCGCUCCGGCCAAGCAGUGCGCACCUCACAACUCAUCCUCAACGAGUUGCAGGGCCACACUUGGAGCAGAAACGCAAGACAUCCAGCGGAGAGACAAGAUGUCGUCCUACGUGUCCUCAGAGUGCCGCCGCGUCAGCCCAUCUGUCCACGGCAACAAGUUUGACACGGCGCACCGCAAGAAGGCCGUGGCCAACAUCUUCGAGAAUGUCAACCAGGACGCGCUGAUGAGGCUCUUCCAGAAAACGGGUGACAUGAAGGCGGAGGAGAGAGUGAGGAGCAUCUUCUCCUACACUCAGGACCCGGAGGAGACGUCCCGGGCCCUGAUGGCUCUGAAGCAGCGAAAGAAGGACAAGUUCCUCCAGAUCGCGGGCAUGGUCCGGCAGCUGCUCAAGAUACGCUGACUGUGUUGUCUAUCUGUCGGCUCGUGUGUGAGCUGAAUGUGAAAACACUCCCAAUGUGACUGGGUUACCGCCGCAGAUGCGGCUCACCUUUCGCCUGGAAAGGAGCGUUAGGUGCGGAGGAGAAUGUGCAGCGGACCGCCUGGAUGGCAACAUGCCGCAGCUGUCACCUCAUGGAUGGAGGUGGCACCGCAGAGUCCUGCCUGGAGCAGAUGGAGAAUGAUGAACUGACUGGGGAUAUGAAGGGCAUACAUGUCUUUCCUGAGACUUGAAUUCAAUAAUGCAUUCCUGUGGAUGCCUGACUGUGAAGCAGCCCCCUGUACAGGUGCACAUCACUGUGCUGAUGGUGUGCACAGCUGCAAUAUGAGACUCUAUAGUGCCGAAGAACCUGCCUACAUGAAUGCCUGUCCUGAACACAUGCCUUGUCUCAGCUUCACUAAUGAAACUUCUCAUUGGUGGCCACUAAUGUGUUAUUGUCACUAAAUGCUAUAGCACAAUGGUUUGCAUUUAUGAUGUGUUCUUUUGAUAUUUUUUAAUAAAUUAUUUCAUUGUAUACAAAAGUUGAA